Molecule: messenger RNA, 1133 nt
Organism: Phalacrocorax carbo (great cormorant)
Lineage: Eukaryota; Metazoa; Chordata; Aves; Suliformes; Phalacrocoracidae
Source: RefSeq, a predicted model, not a curated record
CGGCGCGCGAAGGGGCGUGUGCAAGAUGGCGGCGCUCGGGGCGUGGGGCUGCGCGGCGGGGUCCGCGCGCCUCUCACGCGUGGCGAGAACGCUGUGGGGAUGGCGCGCGCGGCGGGGGCUCGGGCAGGAUACGGGGACUGAGAGCGAAGGAAAAACUGCCAAGCCUUCCUUUGCGGAUGAAGCGGUUCAGAAUCUGCUUUACAAAAUGACAGGGCUCAACCUGCAGAAGGUUUUUAGGCCGGUGAAAAAGGAGCUUAAACCGCCCAAGUACAAGCUGAUGACAGAAGCUCAGCUGGAAGAGGCCACAAGAAAAGCCAUUGAGGAAGCUAAAGAAAAACUAAUCAUGCCCCCUGUUCUGAAUGAACGAGAGCCAAUUGACGAUGUCUUAGCAGAAGACAAAUUCAUUGAAGGAACGGAAACCACAAAAUACGUGUUUACAGAUUUAACUUACUCCAUUCCACAUCGUGAACGUUUCAUUGUAGUUAGAGAACCAAAUGGUGUAUUACGCAAAGCAACCUGGGAAGAACGAGACAGAAUGAUACAGAUAUUCUUCCCAAAAGAAGGGCGCAGAGUUAUUCCCCCAGUUGUAUUCAAGGACGAACACCUUGUGACUGUGUUUCAGCAAGACCGUCAUGAGGAUAUCCUUAACAUGUGCAUCGCUCAGUUUGAGCCAGAUUCACCUGACUAUAUCAGAGUUCAUCAUCGGACAUAUGAUGACAUCGAGAAACAUGCCAAAUAUGAUCUGCUCCGUUCAACAAGACACUUUGGAGGAAUGGUAUGGUAUCUAGUAAACAGAAAGAAAACGGAUGGCUUGCUAAUAGAUAUGAUCCACAGAGACUUGCUGGAUGAUGCUACGAGUUUAAUUACGCUGUAUCAUAUGCUUCAUCCUGAAUGUCAAUCAGCAAAAGAAGCUAAAGAAGGGGAAGGGAAACUUCAAGGAGUUGAUCUGAUCAAGGUAUUUGCAAAAACUGAAUCACAGAAAGAAGGCUAUAUAGAGCUGGCCCUCCAGGCUUAUGAAGAAGCAAUGGCUGCUUCUACAGCUUCAUGAAGUAAACUUUGGUUUUCAUCAUAAGUUUUAAGUCUGUUUAUAAAUAUUUGAUGUAUGGGAUUCCACAGUAAAUAUGUUAAACAAC